Molecule: messenger RNA, 1782 nt
Organism: Penicillium waksmanii
Lineage: Eukaryota; Fungi; Ascomycota; Eurotiomycetes; Eurotiales; Aspergillaceae
Gene: kexA
Product: serine-type carboxypeptidase kexA
Exons: 4
Coding region: 1-1782 (593 amino acids)
Biological process (GO): apoptotic process; proteolysis
Cellular component (GO): trans-Golgi network
Molecular function (GO): serine-type carboxypeptidase activity
Source: RefSeq, a predicted model, not a curated record
AUGAUCCCCAUACCUUCCUUCGCCCGUUCAAAGGGCAGCGCCUUGGUCGCGCUAUCUUGGACCCUCGCUCUAUUAUCGCCCUCACUAGUAGCCGCCAAAUCAGCCGCCGAUUACUAUGUUCGCGAUCUUCCGGGCGCGCCGACGGAUGGGCCGCUCUUGAAGAUGCACGCUGGCCACAUCGAAGUCGACCCAAAAUCAAACGGCAACCUAUUCUUCUGGCACUACCAAAACCGCCACAUCGCAAACCGACAGCGAACGGUGAUAUGGUUGAACGGUGGUCCGGGGUGUAGUUCCAUGGACGGUGCAUUGAUGGAAGUUGGCCCCUACCGUGUGACGGAAAAUCAGACAUUGGAAUAUAAUAAGGGUUCUUGGGAUGAAUUCGCCAAUUUGCUCUUUGUUGAUCAGCCUGUUGGAACGGGAUUCAGUUAUGCGGAGACGAAUAGCUACCUGAAGGAUUUGGAUCCAUUGUCGGCUCAUUUUAUGGUUUUUUUGGAAAAGUUCUUUGGCUUGUUUCCGGAGUAUGAGAAUGAUGAUAUUUAUCUCGCUGGCGAGUCUUGGGCCGGUCAAUCUAUCCCAUACAUCGCCAAAGCAAUCCAAGAACGAAACAAAGCCGCAAAGCUAGAGGGUAAAUCGAAAUGGCCGCUCAAAGGCCUACUUAUUGGCAACGGCUGGAUCUCGCCCAAGGACCAAUACCCGUCAUACUUCGACUUCCUCGAACGAGAAGCCCUCAUCGAGCAGGGAACUGAUAAUUACAAGAAACUCGACGCACUGAACAAGUACUGCAAGACGAAAUUGGGAGAAUCCGAAUACAAAGACUCUCUCAAUGUGGAACCUUGCGAACUCGUCCUGAGGAGUUUCCUGGAUCUGACCAAGGAAGCAGGCGAAUGCUUCAACAUGUACGACGCAUCUGGCUGGGACGAGUGCAACGGUGACGUCGGGAGUGCGAUGUCAACACUGAAUUCCAAGCCUGCCAUCUCACUUCUCCCCGAUCUAAUCGAGUCCGGCAUCAACAUCCUUCUUUUCAGCGGCGACAAGGAUCUCAUCUGUAACCACAUCGGAACAGAGACAAUGAUCCACAACAUGAAGUGGAAGGGAGCCUCCGGUUUCGAAACAGCACCCGGAGUCUGGGCCCCACGCCAUGACUGGACCUUCGAAGGCGAACCAGCCGGCUACUACCAGCACGCCCGAAACCUAACCUACGUCCUCUUCUACAAUUCCAGUCACAUGGUCCCCUACGACCAACCCCGACAAACCCGCGACAUGCUAGACCGCUUCAUGAAAGUUGACAUCGCCAGCAUAGGCGGCAAACCAGCCGACUCACGCAUCGACGGGGAAAAAUUACCCCAAACUUCCGUCGGCGGUCAAACAAACAGUACAGCGGCAGAACAGCAGGAAGAGAAGAAACUCAAAGAAACCGAAAUGCACGCAUACACCAAGUCCGGCGAGGCAAUUCUAGUCGUCGUCAUUAUCGGAGUCCUCAUUUGGGGCUUUUUCAUCUGGCGCAGUCGUCGCUCGCCCAAGGGGUACUAUGGCGUUCACAAUACCAGUACUUCUGAGAUCAUGCCGCGGUCUGUUCUGGAUCGAUUCGGUAAUAAGCGCUCAACUAAUGAUGUCGAGGCUGGCGAUUUUGAUGAAUCUGAAUUGGAUGAUCUUCAAUCUCCUGGUAUUGACCGUGAGCAUUAUGCUGUUGGUGAUGUUAGUGAUGAGGAAGUGGAAGCGGGGGAGAGUUAUGACCUCCAUGAUACUACUCGUGCUGAGGGAAAACGUGGUAGUCAACAAUGA